AUGGCGGCGGUUUCAAUUCUUACUUCGGCUGCAGCUUUCGACAAGCAAUGUGAAAGAGUGGGUUUGGCAGCGGAGUGGAUCGCCGCCAUGCAAGCUUCAGGCAUCACGACACUGGGUAAGUUGAGCUAUGCAGUUUCGCUCCCAGGGACGCAACCCACGGCUGACGAGAUGGAUAACUUCACUGCUACUUUGAGGCCCGGUGCAAGAGUCUCUUUGGGUGACAGUUCCGCGAUAAAGCAGCUUAUCUUCGAAGCUCAGACCAUGACGGUUGCAGAGCUCCGAGCUACCAUGCAGUCCAGUGACGAGGUGUCCCGGAAGCUUCCGGCGUCGGAGCGCUCAAUGCGCAUCGAAGAUCAGAAGCAACGCCUUAAGGGCCUCCCGUUGGAGGGCCCUUUGUCAGUAGCCCACUGCGUGUAUGACAAGCUCGCGGACAUGCGCGAGAACGAUGAGCUGAAAUACCUCUCCCCAGGUGAGUGCAUCACCCGUGAUGCUGAGCUUUGCUGUGAGAAGCCGCCCAAAGCCUUGCAGCUCGAUGCUAACAAAAUGGGCAUUGUGGUGAAGGAUGAGGAAGCCCUGGCCACCAUGUCGGCCAUGAUGAGACGGGCAUUGGCCAUGGACCUUGUUGGCUUGGCUUCUUAUGACACGGUGCAGAAGUGGAAUGAACGGCUCUUUCGCACCCGCCACCGAAUUCCAGAAGGCGUGCUCCCGCUUGACAAAGAGUUUGAGAAGCUAGAGUACAACCAAUCGGUCAUGUACUUUCUGCUACCUGUCAAAGGUAAGGGCAAGGGCUCCGGCAAGCCCGGCGACAAAGGCAAUGGAAGGAAGCGCACUCAUGACACAACAGGUGAUGGCAAAAACAAGAAGUUGAAGAUUACCCGCGACCCGAUACCAGAUGCCUUGAAGGUGUGCACAGGUGACCUCAUUGCACAUGUUGUUCCCGAAGAGUGUGAGGCACCUGUGCAACAACAGUGCCAGCCGUCAGAUGACGGCAAAUUUUGCAGUGCAAGCGCAUUUUGCGUUGAAGUUUUUGCUCGUCGUGCCUGCAUGUGUGGUUGUCUCCGAAUGGGGUUGCCAAACUCCUUUGCAGUUGGCAAGGGUUGCUCACAGGCAGCUGCGGCACCGAUCGUUCCAAUGGAUAUUCUGUCUCCGAAUUGCCUGGCCCUUUGUGCGUCAUGGGCCCGUGAACCCUCAUGUGCUUGGGUGCAUAUCAGGUGCCCUCGUUCUAUCUUUCCAAGUCGUCAGAAAUCUUCGCAUCCUUCUUGUGACGAUGCUGACCGGUGUGUGUACACAAUCUCUCAGCUUUUGAAACACUGCAAUGAUACCGGAACCUCUUGGACGGUGGAAGCUGCCUCGAGGUCAUCGUUCUGGACAACAGACUUCGGUAAGAGCUUACUGGAAUCAUCAGUCGACAUCGAUCUUAAAGCCUUUGGCUCUACAACACCGGGUUGCAUUCGAUUUGCAUCCUCCCUGCCACUCGUCCUUCGGUCCUGUGCAAGCUUUGCGGCUGCCAGUCGCCAAAAGCCUUCCACCGAUAUUGCGCUGGGGCAACUCUACCGUGCGCUUGCAUCGGUCAUGCUUGAGCAUCUGCAUGUUCGCACUCCGCCAGUGCCACCGCUUGCUGCAGCUCAGGUUGCUACAGGGAUGCAACCGCGCCGAUUCCCUCUGGCCCCCGUUCCAGAAUUUAAGCGUUUUGUGCAAGUUGCCGUGCCGCAAUGUCCACCUCUGGACUCCAAGAACCGGCUGCUGACCACUCUUCGCGUGCAGGACACUGUUGUGCCUGCUGGUUCCAAGCUUGUGCCGCCUCUUUCUCAGCUGGCUGCCGAUCCUGUAGAAGGGGGAGGUUUGAUCUGCAACCAAGUGCACCGCACUUCGCAGGUUGAAACAUCGCUCGACGAACACAAUCCAGAUGCCUCGAACAUGUCAGGUGGUGUGCAGCAGGCAGCACCCCCUCCUUGUGGUUUCGCCGGUGCCCUCCCUUCCUCUUCGGGUCUAGUGGGUGCUGCCGGUGAUAGUGUUCAUCCCUCUUGCGAUGCCGAUACAACCCCUUGCGUGCAAUCUGAUGGGCGAGCAGCACCUCCUGGUUGUGGUUCUCCCGCCUUCCCUUCUUCCCCUUCGGGUUUAGGCGGUGCUGCUCCAUUAGCUUUAAGCCCUACAUGUUCAGGCUCGCUGCUAUGCACGACCGAGUGUGAAGCAGAGAUGCUGGAUUCGAAUCUUGAUGCUAGGGUGGAUGCCAGCAGCCUUGUCAGUAUCUUCGAGGCCCUGCCAGCCGAAGUGCCAGCACGUGGCGUUGAUGAUGCUCGUGAGAAAGCUUGGACUGCGGGAGCUUAUUCCCAGAACAAGCUAUGUGGUCUGCGGAAGCAUACCAGAGCUUUCCCUCGUGUUGUCUCUGCUGCUGUCAGGUACUUGCGUGGUUGCUUCCCAGGUGCGUGCUUCGCGACGAUUGCUUUUUAUUCCAACGUUUGCACUCCGAUGCACAAGGAUUCGAAUAACUUGGAGGGCACACUGAACUACGUUGCUCCCCUCACCUCUUUCAAAGAUGGAGGCAUUUGGGUGCAAGAUGACGAGGGCAAUCAUUCCCGGAUGACGCCAUGCGGCCAAUCCAGAGGCCGUGUCCUGCAAGUUUGCGAGGGCCCCGUGCAUUUUGAUGCACACCGCUUUCAUUGCACAAUGCCCUGGCUUGGAUCAAGAAUCGUCUUGAUCGGCUUCACUCCGAGAAAUCUUUCGUCGCUGAAACAGUGUGACACUAGGCUUCUUCUAGACCUGGGCUUUCCGCUGCCAGGUCACAACCCAUCGAUCCUGCCAGCCAUUGCGCCGCCUCAGGUCGAGAUGGCUAACGACCCACAGGUUGGUCUUGCCAAGGAGCGGGAUCGAGAGAAGUGUACCGUGACGUUUGGCGUGUAUCAUACUGAAAGCGAGUUCGUGCGUGCAGCCGUGAAGGCGGGUCACCCUAAAGCGAUGAUCGACUCGAUGCCAGCACAUCUUGAGUCUUGCAUAGAUCUGGUGGCGAAGGCCCCACCGAGUGCCAUCGUCCAGCGGCGCAAGCAGUGGCUGGAUAAGUGGACUGCCCGUGCUGCUGAGAUAGGUGUGCGUCCUGACCCUAUUUGGGAAGUCGAGGACUCGCACAUGAGGGAGGUGCUGCGAAGCAAGCGUCUGCAGCUGUUGGAUGAGAUUAUCGCGGGCGAGGGCUAUGAGGAUGUGAGCUUAGCUAGUGACAUAAGAUCAGGUUUCGACCUCGUGGGGACAUCGCCGGUGUCGAACGUGCUGCCUGGGAAAGUGUCUCCAGCAUCCCUCCACCCAGACGAUGUCAGCGCUGCCGCGGGCCGCGCAAAUGAAGCCCUUCGGAUGUCGCUUGGUUCAUCGGGUGAUCACGCCACCGACUUGAAGUUGUGGGAAAAGACGAUGCAGGAGGUAGAGAGGGGCUGGCUCGUGGGCCCAUAUGGUUGGGAUGACUUGCCCGACGGGUAUGUCGUAUCGCAUCGUUUCCCUUUGUGGCAGCACGACAAGCUGCGGCCCAUUGACGACUACAGCCGAAGCGGGGUGAAUGCAUGUGUUACCACGCUAGAGCAGCCCACAGUAGACACUGCAGAUGUGGCGGCUGCCAUGUUUGCCAAACUGUGCGAGGGACUCGGAAAAGCCAAGCGACCCUCUUGGAUCAAAGGCCGUUCUUUCGACUUGACCGCUGCAUAUCGGCAGCUAUGUGUUUCCACUGCCUCCAGAAAGUUUGCCGUGAUUGCCGUUUACAACCCUCACACGGGGAAGACAUGCCUUUUCACACAAAUUUGCCUCCCGUUCGGUUCCCGAGCAUCGGUCAACGGCUUUAUCAGGUGCUCUCGGUGCAUCCAAUGGUUAGCGACGCGCUGCCUCCUUGUGCCCACGACUUCAUAUUACGACGACUUCAUAGUCGCGUCGCCCGACUGCCUAGCAGACAACACUGGAAGCACGAUGGAGCUUCUGUUCCAGUUGUUAAGGUGGGUAUUUGACACAGUGGGCCCGAAAGCCGACACCUUCUCUCGAGACGUCUCGGCUCUUGGAUUGCACUUCGACUUGUCUGAGAGCGGGGAUGGUGUCGUCACGGUGGACAACACCGAGAAGAGGAAGAAGGACAUCCAUGCUUUGGUUUCAGACGUGCUUGUCAAGGGCCUUCUCUCUUAUAAGGGUGGCAUGGAGUUGCGUGGCAAACUUGCUUUUGCAAACUCGCAGGUCAUGGGUAAAGCCGGGCAUUACGCCCUCAAGCACGUCAGCGCACACGUGCAUGCAUACCCUUUUGUACCGAAGUUGAGUGCUGCCACCACUAAUGCACUGAGCUUUCUGAUGGCUCGCAUACUUGAAGGACAACCCAGAAGGAUUCAUAAGCCGCUAGGCCUGCCAUGGUUCGUGUACACCGAUGCGAGUUUUGAGCCUGACUAUACCGGAGGUUUAGGUCCAGGUGGCGUGUUGAUCUCGCCUUCGGGUUCCGUAGUUGGGUGGUUUUCACUGCUCCUGAAGAGCACCGACAUUCGCCCUUUGCUGCCCUUGAAAGCCGAGACAGGCAUCGGCGAGUUGGAAGCGAUUGCGGUUGUACUCGCAUUCCAGUUGUGGGAGGAACACUUGAAGUCCACCGAAUGCGUGGCAUACCUCGACAAUGAAGGUGCCCGGAGUUCGCUCAUCAAAGGCUGCUCAUCGUCUUGGUCUAUCACGCGGAUCUGUCAUAUCUUCGCUAAGACUUGUGAAUCGCACACAGUGCUGCCCUGGCUGGCACGUGUCCCGUCGUGCAGCAAUGUGGCAGACCACCCCAGUAGAGGUAAGGACUGUAGUAUGCUUCCUCGUAGUCGUGCAGCUACAGAGCCGAGCGUGAGAGCUCUUUUCGACAGCUUGGUGCAGUCCAUCAUAACCCUGUCCUAA
Messenger RNA from Symbiodinium sp. CCMP2592, 4881 nucleotides. The record is from the annotation of a GenBank genome assembly. Lineage: Eukaryota; Dinophyceae; Suessiales; Symbiodiniaceae.